Acanthisitta chloris (rifleman) is the source of this 447-nucleotide messenger RNA. RefSeq names its product b(0,+)-type amino acid transporter 1-like. Lineage: Eukaryota; Metazoa; Chordata; Aves; Passeriformes; Acanthisittidae. The annotation marks the transcript as partial. The record is from RefSeq and is a predicted model, not a curated record. Gene Ontology annotation, biological process: amino acid transmembrane transport. The transcript is spliced from 3 exons. Gene Ontology annotation, molecular function: L-amino acid transmembrane transporter activity.
CCAGACAUUCUGUCUAUGGCUCAUGUGCGAUGCCUCACGCCCUCCCCUGCUCUGCUGUUUACAUCUGCAAUGUCUCUAAUAAUGGUAAUAUCAGGAAGUUUCACCAGUAUUGUGAACUUUUUCAGUUUUAUAGCAUGGCUUUUCUAUGGCAUGACUAUUUCUGGGCUCCUGUAUUUAAAAAUCAAGAAACCAGAACUGCCAAGAUCUUACAAGGUCCCAAUUAUCAUCCCCAUAAUCGUGCUGAUGGCAGCUGUGUACCUGGUGUUAGCUCCCAUCAUUGAUCAGCCCCAAAUGGAGAUCCUCUACAUCAUCCUGUUCAUUUUCAGUGGCAUCAUUCUUUAUUUCCCACUGGUUCGCUUCAAGCGGCACCCUCGCUUUUUACAGACACUCACUUUACACCUCCAGCUGUUCCUGGAAGUUGCUCCGACCACCAGGGAUGCAAACUGA